Molecule: messenger RNA, 1314 nt
Organism: Pelobates fuscus (common spadefoot toad)
Lineage: Eukaryota; Metazoa; Chordata; Amphibia; Anura; Pelobatidae
Gene: SPTSSB
Product: serine palmitoyltransferase small subunit B
Exons: 3
Coding region: 313-555 (80 amino acids)
Biological process (GO): endoplasmic reticulum organization; ceramide biosynthetic process
Cellular component (GO): serine palmitoyltransferase complex
Molecular function (GO): serine C-palmitoyltransferase activity
Source: RefSeq, a predicted model, not a curated record
AUGCAUGAGGACCUCCAGCGUCGCCGAAAUCCCCAUAGGAAAGCAUUGAAUAAUGCUUCCUAUGGGGAGGUCUAAUGUGGCCAUUGCCGCGCAUGCACAUUAGGUCUCUGAUGACGGCGGGGGAGGAGCAUGGGCAGAGCCUGACCCUGUGCCGAGGGAGCCUGACCCGUGUGCUGAGCCUGACCCAGCGCCAUGGGUGAAGCCUGACCCGGCGCUGGAUUCAGGUUCUGACUAUUAGAUCUGUGCAAAGUUUGGGACAUUUCUGAGAAGCCGCAUCACAUACAGUGUCAUACAAAGACACAUAAACCAGAGAUGGAUGUAAAGCACAUAAAGGAUUAUCUCUCUUGGCUGUAUUAUCAGUACCUUCUGAUAACUUGUAGUUAUGUUUUGGAACCCUGGGAGCAAUCCAUAUUCAACACUGUUUUACUGACUGCAAUCGCCAUGAUGAUCUACAGCUCGUAUGUCUUCAUUCCUAUCCACGUUCGAUUGGCUAUGGAAUUUUUAUCUGGGAUUUUUGGUGGUCAACAUGAAAGUACUGUUGCACUUAUGAGCUGAUCCUGGCAUUCAACAUUCAAUUCUUUCCAUUGAGUUGAUGGUCCCUCUGUUUCCUAAAUGAAGUGAAUGUAUAGUGACUAAAAGAACAUUUUCACUUUUUUAUUUUAUUUUGGGGGGGAAGAAAUGGGGGGGGUGAAGAGGUAAUCAUUUUGCGUUUUUAAUUUGUUUUGAGAAAAUGCGUGUGUGGGCAAGGAUGGAGAGUGGGUGGUAUAGUGUGCAAUACUUACACCUACCUGUACCCAAAAGCAUCUACCAUAUAUACCUGAGAUAAUGUAUGUAUAUCUCUGUUCAUAUACUUUAACAAUUAUGGUCAGUUGAUUGGCAACCUUUGCUACAGCUGUCUACAUGGAAGAAAAAAAGUAGACUGGAGAUAGAGGGUGUUUUUCAUUUCUUUUGCUUACAAUCUCUAUAAGUAUGCGGGGAAUUAUAUAAGAAUGUAAUACGACAUACUGCAUAUUAAUUAUAUAAAGUGACACUCCAUCAGAGACCUACAGUUAAGACUACAAGGUGAUUUAUUCUUAAUGCUGUAUGACCCUUUUCAUCGAUAUGUAUAGUUGCAUAUAAUUCCAUGACACUAUUUUACUCAUGGAAGCUGACUUUUAAUGUGUUUGCCAUCUAUAGACAAGUUACAAUUCUUUACUUCCAUUCUUUAUGAUUAUAUUUGCACACAUAGACUACGGUAGUAAGAAUAUGAAAAUUGUCUUUAAAUUAGAAACUCUGACUUCUCACCGGUCAUGUUACCUUUUGUUUUUUUGUUUU